GCCGGAGAGCACACUGCUCUGGCGCUGUCGGAGCCCGGCAGGCACUGCCUGCGCUUAUUGAGCGCCUGCUGUAUGCGGGGAUCCGGGGUGAUGCCCGCCGUGAUGGGGACCGGAAAAGGCCUCUGCCGCAGACAUGGAAAAACUCAGCGCCCUGCAGGAGCAGAAAGGUGAGCUGCGCAAGCGGCUGUCCUACACCACGCACAAGCUGGAGAGGCUGGAGACCGAGUUCGACUCCACCCGCCACUACCUGGAGAUCGAGCUGCGCCGGGCACAGGAGGAGCUGGAGAAAGUCACGGAGAAGCUGCGCAGGAUUCAGAGCAACUACAUGGCGCUGCAGCGGAUCAACCAGGAGCUGGAAGACAAGCUGUACCGCAUGGGCCAGCACUAUGAGGAAGAGAAGCGCGCCCUGAGCCACGAGAUCGUCGCCCUCAACAGCCACCUGCUGGAGGCCAAGGUCACCAUCGACAAGCUGUCGGAGGACAACGAGCUCUAUAGGAAGGACUGCAAUCUAGCGGCCCAGCUGCUGCAGUGCAGCCAGACCUACGGCAGGGUCCAUAAGGUGUCCGAGCUGCCCUCGGACUUCCAGGAGCGCGUGAGCCUGCACCUGGAGAAACACGGCUGCAGCCUGCCCGCCCCGCUCUGCCACCCGGCCUACGCCGACAGCGUCCCCACCUGCGUCAUCGCCAAGGUGCUGGAGAAGCCGGACCCCGCCGCUCUGUCCGACGCCUCGGCGCGCGACCUGGCCUUCCGCGACGGGGCCGAGAAGCCGGGCGCGCGGCCCCCCUACAAGGGCGACAUCUACUGCAGCGACACGGCCCUCUACUGCCCCGAGGAGCGGCGGCGGGACCGGCGGCCCAGCGUGGACGCACCCGUGACCGACGUGGGCUUCCUGCGCGCCCAGAACUCCACCGACAGCGCGGCCGAGGACGAGGAGGAGGCCGAGGCGGCGGCCUUCCCCCCGGGCUUCCGGCGCGAGGCCUUCGCGGGCUACGCGGGCUCGCUGCCCACGUCCAGCUCCUACUCGAGCUUCAGCGCCACGUCGGAGGAGAAGGAGCAGGCGCAGGCCAGCACGCUGACCGCCUCGCAGCAGGCCAUCUACCUGAACAGCCGCGACGAGCUGUUCGACCGCAAGCCGCCCGCCGCCGCCGCCGCCGCCUAUGAGGGCAGCCCUCGCUUUGCCAAGGCCACGGCCGCCGUGGCGGCCCCGCUCGAGGCCGAGGUGGCCCCGGGCUUUGGGCGGACCGUGUCCCCGUACCCUGCUGAGCCCUUCCGCUUCCCGGCCUCCCCUGGUCCCCAGCAGGCCCUGAUGCCCCCAAACCUGUGGAGCCUGCGGGCCAAGCCAGGGGCCGCGCGGCUCUCUGGGGAGGACGUCCGGGGCCAGUGGCGGCCCCUGAGCGUGGAGGACAUCGGUGCCUACUCCUACCCGGCCGGCACUGCGGGCCGCGCCUCGCCCUGCAGCUUCUCUGAACGCUACUACAGCGGGGGCGGCGGGGGUAGCCCGGGCAAGAAGGCCGAGGGCCGCGCCAGCCCCCUCUACGCCAGCUACAAGGCCGACAGCUUCUCCGAGGGUGACGACCUCUCCCAGGGCCACCUGGCCGAGCCCUGCUUCCUGCGGCCGGCCGGCGACCUGAGCCUCAGCCCUAGCCGCGCUGCCGACCCUCUCCCCGGCUACGCACCCAGCGAGGGGGACGGCGACAGGCUCGGGGUGCAGUUGUGCGGGGCCGGCAGCAGCCCCGAGCCCGAGCCCGGCUCCAGGGACUCCGUGGAGCCCAGCUCCAUGGAGGCCUCCCCGGAGCUGCACCCGGCCGCACGCCUCAGCCCCCAGCAGGUGUUUCCGCGGACUGGCGGCUCGGGGCUGAGCCGCAAAGACAGCCUCACCAAGGCCCAGCUGUACGGCACCCUGCUCAACUGACCACCCGCGUGGCUGUGGCCGUGGGGGCCGCGCCUUGGCGCUCCCCAGGUCCUGCAAGGAGCAGGGCCCCUUUCUCCCCGGCAGCCCCUCUUCCCCCCACGCCCAACCCCGCAGAGGCUGAGCGGAGGCCCCCACCCCCGCCGUGGAACUUCCACCGAGAGCAUCCCUCGCCGCCGCCCCCUCCGUCUGAGACGAGCAUCCCCCUUUUAUAAGCGAAACUAUUUUUAUAGAGAAAAAGGGUCUUUCUUAACGCACCUCGCCGCCAGCUCCCUGACGGCAGCCGUGGCGUUUCCAACACACAGCUCCUUUGUUUGUCGGGUGAGGGUGCACGGGGGCCUGCCCCGGCGGGGACGGUGACCGUGCGUGGGGAGGACUCCCCCACAGCGAGCCAGAGACCAGGGAGCCCGAGUUCUGCCCACAGGAAGGGAACCGAAGCCACUGAGGAGGUAGUAACUGCUCUGAAACCCCCACCCCUGAGCUCUCGGUGGCCCAGAGCCCCGAGAGGGGCCGGGUGAGUCCCAGAACGGCCGGUGCUCCUCCCCCGCCAGCCACUCCCGACACCGUGGUACUCUACCUCAGACGUAUGAGGCACUCCAGCGCUGUCCCACAGCUUGCAGCCCCGUCUGUGGUGCAUGCCGUCUUGACUGUAUUUAUUUUGCACUCAUCAAUAAAGACAUCCGUGGAAA
This is a messenger RNA of Lepus europaeus (European hare), 2598 nucleotides long. RefSeq names its product brain enriched guanylate kinase associated (gene BEGAIN). Lineage: Eukaryota; Metazoa; Chordata; Mammalia; Lagomorpha; Leporidae. The transcript has 7 exons. The record is from RefSeq and is a predicted model, not a curated record. Bases 134 to 1912 code for a protein of 592 amino acids. Gene Ontology annotation, cellular component: synapse.